This is a messenger RNA of Penicillium angulare, 1905 nucleotides long. Its product is annotated as putative LysM domain protein. The transcript has a single exon. Lineage: Eukaryota; Fungi; Ascomycota; Eurotiomycetes; Eurotiales; Aspergillaceae. The record is from RefSeq and is a predicted model, not a curated record. The coding region runs from base 1 to 1905 and encodes 634 amino acids.
AUGAGUUCCCAAAAUAGCCUUUCCAAUGCUUCCAUGGGCUCCAACACGUUCGGCGCAAGCUCGACCUCGACCUCCGCGGUCCGAUCGCGCCCUCGCCGCCUGGUUUCCUUGAUGGAUAGCGAAGAUGGCACGACCAGUACAAACAACCAUUACACCUCCCAGGAUUCCCAACUUUUCACCUCCGGUCUAUCUACAACUCUUCUGUCGGAUGGAACUGCUCGUUCUCGCGGCGUCACUCCCUCGCCGCUUUCAUCCCGCGGACCAUCGCCUCUACCCAUGAGACAUCCCUCCCGUGUCACCGAGUCCACACAACGGAGUCGCAACGACUCUUCACCCCUUGGUUGGAAUGGAUCGUUCAAGUCCGCACGAGGCACAUCGGACUUCUUAGAAUCCCCAUGGUCGUCACUUCAGAAUCUGGCGUCGUCUGUUCUUGGAAGUAAUACAGGACGCGAUGGCACGGACAAUUCGACAAAGGCACACUCGCGAAGGAAACCGUCACGUUCGGAUUUAUAUACACGGAGCAUCCCUAGGUCAAAUUUCUCGACGUGGGGUCCGUCGGCGCCCGCUUCCCCAGAAAUUGGAAGUGGGACCCAGGAGGAGCGCCAGGCGCUAGUACAGGCGAAGAAACGGGAAGCGUUACUGCUGGCAGACUCGGAUUUAAUAGCUGGUCGCAAUUUUCGUCACAAAAAGCGCGACUCGGGCGAUUUCUCUGAUCAAGUAAUUGAUCCAGACCAUGAUGAAGAGGCAUUGGCAUACAUUCAUCGCGUGCAAACGACAGAUAGCAUCACAGGAGUGACGAUUAAAUAUGGCUGCCAGGCUGCCGUGUUCAAGAAGGCGAACGGCUUUUGGCCCAACGACAAUAUUCAAAGCCGAAAUAUAGUACUAUUGCCAGUUGAUGCAUGCAGUGUGAAGGGGCGACCUGUUCGACAAGAGGAUCGUCCAAAACAAGAAGAUCUGCGAGCCCCGAGUUUUGAAGAUGGGACUGGCAGCUGCAUUGCUCCUAAGACCAAUUCUACCGAUGAAUCAUCAAAAGAUCAACCGUCGACUACGCAUGCUGAGCCAGAUAUCAGCAAGGUCUGGAAACAUGAGUCCUGGGUUGAGAUAGACGGGUUUCCAGCGGCCAUCGAAAUUGGACGUGUUCCACGAAGAGCUCUUGGAUUUUUCCCACGAACGCGUCGGAAAUCCGUUUCCUAUACUGGUGCCGAGCCACUGUCUCUUUGCUCACCACAAGACCGAGCCCGAUCUCCGGCCGAUUCCCCACAACAUGACUCGUCACAAAGUAUACUUCCUCGCUCCCGACCGCGUGAAGGGGAGUCACUCAAACCGGGUGCUUCUCGCCCAACUCGUCCUCAACAUCGUCGUCAGCGCAGCAGCAUUCACCUUUCUGGAACCGGCGUAGGCACACUUGAUCGCACCUCAGCUGCGCCCGGGCCUGCCUUAGAUGGACUUAGCAAGUUCUUCUCUCAGCACAUGCCUCAGCUAGCACCACCAGCACCGUCAGAAGAUCUUCGCAGGCCUUCUUUCGGCUCCGAAACUACAGUUACAUCGAACGCCUCAACAGGACUAGAAAACAUCGGCGGGGCACUAGAAGGAUGGAUGCGCAAGGUAGCGACUCGUGCAAAAACUGGAUUCAGCGACAUGCAAGGCUCCCCCACACCACCAGCAUCCGGCCGAGGCCGCAGUUCAGGCUUAUGGGGCAUGGGUGAUCUAAUUGAGUUAGAUGAUGCUUCUGAAGGUCGAAGAUCUCCCAGCGUUCUUGGGACAUCACGAAGACCAGACCCCGUCAAGUCCUCAUCUUCCUCAUCUUUUCGUCCCACGGCCUCUGCCUCCGCAACGAGCAGGUCUCGUGCAACUGUAUCGGGCUCUGGUUCCGGUACAUCUGGCGAGAGAUUCAAGGACGAUUAA